Molecule: messenger RNA, 1801 nt
Organism: Rubroshorea leprosula
Lineage: Eukaryota; Viridiplantae; Streptophyta; Magnoliopsida; Malvales; Dipterocarpaceae
Source: the annotation of a GenBank genome assembly
GCAGAAAUUCGCACACUUUGUCGUUGAGCUUUUGAUGCUUCGAAUUUCUACAGAUUCAAAGUGGUAGAUAGAUUAAGCACUCACUAGUGAACUGAAGCAGCUUGAUGGGAUUAGAGUGUAGACAAUGUCAAUGAAUCUGUUUCUUGCAGGAACUUUGUAGAACAAAAGAAGUAAUUUUAAUGAAUGAGAUAUUGCCUCUUGAUUCAAGCCUUCCAUGGCUUUGGAUCAUUGAAUAUCUGGCAGGCUUCAAGCAAGUUGAUACUAAUAUUUUAAAUGAUUUGAUUGAAAGGGCUCCAGACUUACCGGGUGAUCCAGGGAAAAAUGCAAGGGAAAGGGUUGCUCUGAGAUGUUUAGAGGAGUUAUUUGGUCCUAUUGUUAGACUUGCAGGUGUUGUUACUCCUGCUUCAAGAGUUUGUUUUGAUCUUUCACAAAGCUGUGAAGAUGUACUUCAAUGCAUACUUCAGGAGUCAUCAGUGUCAGAUUUAAAGAAUCCCAGACCAGAGCUGUUGAAAUGCGAUCUUUACCCCUUUAUAAUGCAUAAAAGAGCUACCUUGCCUAAAUGUGCUUUAGAGGAGGUGAAUGGGGAGUUUCAUCUUUUCUUUUUUGUGAUUGUUAACGAUGAUGGGAUUGAUAAUCAUCCAUCGUAUAUCUUCUCUGUGUGUGUUUUUUUUCCCUUUUUUGGUUUACUUUUUAUUAAACAGCUGAAGGAUACAAUUCUCAGUGGUACCCACCCAUAUGCUGUUGCUUUAAAGGAAAUUAGUGGAUUGGUGAGUAAUAAUGAGCCUGAUGGAGUUGCUGUUUGUGAUUAUCAUCAUAAUGCACUUGCAUCGAGGCUAUGUGAGAGUAGCAGUAAUGCCCAAACAGUCCCAGCAAAAAGAAAUGUGGUCCCUCUAAUACUUGAAAAUGGUAACAGAAUAUUGCAGCAUGAUCUAUGCUUGAAAAAUUUAUUAUCCUCUAAAAGGGUCAGAAGUGAGUUAGCUGCUGAAGACCUGGCAGAUGUAAACAAUGGUAACAAAGAGAGUUUGUUUGGUCAUGAUGGUCUUCACUUAAAUGCAAAGAAGCUGAAGCAGGGCUGCCAGGGCAGUGCUUAUACUAAUCCUUCUGUCAGCCAGAUUUCAAAUCCCCUUUUGUUGGAAGAUGCUUGUGGAAGGUUUAGAGUUGCUGAAGUAGAUUGCUCUGCCUUGUGUAAAGAAUCUCAAGUGGGUGAGCAUUGUAAUGAUGAUCAUAUAGAGAAUAGUCUUGAUACCAGCAACAUUUGUGAAAUAGGAGAUGGAUCUGUUGAAUUUGUCACAGUGGAUGAAACCCACAAUAGUGAACUACUCUCUGGUGCCCCCUUGAUGAAAACUCAGAAACAAAAUUUCUGUUGAAGAAGCCUAUGGCAAAGGUGGUCAGAGUUCUAAUUCUAAACUGAGACCGCCUCAUAUUGUCUUCACUGCUGGAAUAGCACAAAUUAGUUGUAAUCCUUAUGGAGCCAGGGCUGAUUUUAUCAUACUUGUGAAGAUGAAAUGUUGAGUAAUUAUGACAAAUUUCGUGAAGAGGGAAUUGAUAUGGCCAUGAAGAAGAGUCAUUUCUUGAGUUCUCAGUGCACAUCCAGUCAAGAUACACUGGGUACAACUGGCUGGAGCAAAGAUGGUCAGAUGUUACUUUGCAGUACCAGCGGUUGCCCUCUGGUGGUUCAUGAGAGUUACUUGGGUUCUCAGGCCAGGUUUGAUGAUAAGGGCAACUUUCAUUGCCCUUUUUGUGUGUAUUCUCUUUCUAUUUCAGAGUAUCUUGAAGCUAAGAAGAAAAGACCGUUUGGCAA